ACAUGAGUGUUUCAGUAUAAAAAACUGAAUAUCACUGUCAGAAGUUCUUCAUGGAAAGAAACUAUUAAAGAAAUGGAGCAAACUCUAUAUUUCAUUCUUCUUCUCAUUGCUCUCUGCUCCGUAUCUGAAUGUGUUCAGCGUCAGUAUUACUAUAUAAGCCAGUCGAAGAACUGGACUGACGCUCAGAGAUACUGCAGAGAGAAAUACACAGAUCUGGCCACCGCUGACAACAUGAAUGACAUGGAAGAGGUGAAGAAGAGUGUGAAUGGUGUUCAGCAUUUCUGGAUUGGACUGCAGAAGACGAGUGUUUAUAAAUGGCAGUGGUCUUCAGGUGAACCUGCGCUCUAUCUGAACUGGGGACCUCAACAACCUGAUGGUGGAGAUGAGUGUGGCUUGAUGCUGAAUGGACAAUUUCAUGAUUAUUCAUGCAGUAAUGCAAUACCUUUCAUCUGCAACAACAUGAGCACAGGACUCGUCUUUGUCAAUCAGACGAAGAAUUGGAGAGACGCUCAGAGUUACUGCAGACAGAAUCACAUUGAUCUGGUCAGUGUGAGGAACCAGAAUGAGAAUCAACAGCUUCAGCAGUUCAUUAGUGAUCGUCAGUUAUCUGGAUCAUUGAUCUGGAUCGGUCUGUUCACAGACCCAUGGCAGUGGUCAGAUCAGAGUAACUCCACAUUCAGAUACUGGAGGCCUAGUGAACCUAAUAAUGUUGGAGGUGUUGAAAACUGUGUAGAGAUCAUGAACACUCAGGGACUUUGGAAUGAUGCCCCUUGCAACUUAGAAUUUCCUUUUGUGUGUCAUGAAGAAAAACUGAUUCUGAUCAAAGAGAAUCUGACGUGGUCUGAAGCUCUGAGAUACUGCAGACAGAAUCAUGUGGAUCUGGUCUCGGUUCAUUCAGAAGAGAUUCAGCGUCGUGUGAUGAAUGUGGUUAAACAGGCGUCUACUGAGGCGGUGUGGUUGGGUUUACGUCAAUCCCGCAUUUUGUGCAUCUGGUACUGGGUGCGUGGAGAGACUGUGUGUCAUCAGAAGAACGACGAUUCAGAUAACUGUGAGUCUGCAGCGACAUCUGGAGCAGUUCAGUGUGGAGGAGAUCAGCGCUGGAUCAGCUUUCCUGAGACUGAGAAGCUCAACUUCAUCUGCAGCAAUUAUGAGUGAAAGGAUAGACACAUCUUUCAUAUAAGAUAAUAAAAUGCUUGUGUUCAGUUCCUUUAACUUUCACUUGGUUUGUAAAGCAAUAAUUUUCACAUGUUAAUUUCAACCUCGUCAGGCAGUUUUAUCUGAAGCUAGUGAUGGGCGCUUUUGAAACAGCUUGUGAAGCUUUUAAACAUUUGGAAAUCUUGUAUUGAACCAGUGAUUUGGAGUGUGUAUCAAACUGCCAAAAAAAUGUGAUUUCGUUAAACUAGGCUUUAUCAUGUCAUAUCUGUCUUGAAACAUUUCAACAAAAUUUUAAUGGUUCACCACUAUCUCUGUGCAUGAACCAUGCACAUGUGUGUAGCACAACGUCAUGCUUACCUGGACUCCUUACCCGCUACUUACCUGUGUUCUCCUGGUUCUAUGUCCUGUUCUCCAGCUGAUCCUGUAAAGACAAUCCCUUGUUCACUCUCCAGCUAAGUGACAGUUUCCAUGUGCUGGCAUAUCUACUCAACUGCUUCACCUGUCUGCCAGUUUCCGUGCCUCUGUUUAUAAUAAAGAGCUUGUUUAUCACUUA
Messenger RNA from Megalobrama amblycephala (Wuchang bream), 1708 nucleotides. Its product is annotated as C-type mannose receptor 2-like. The transcript is spliced from 6 exons. Lineage: Eukaryota; Metazoa; Chordata; Actinopteri; Cypriniformes; Xenocyprididae. The record is from RefSeq and is a predicted model, not a curated record. Bases 73 to 1155 code for a protein of 360 amino acids.